Messenger RNA from Gadus chalcogrammus (walleye pollock), 3114 nucleotides. It is a transcript of the gene tlx1, whose product is annotated as T cell leukemia homeobox 1. Gene Ontology annotation, cellular component: nucleus. Gene Ontology annotation, molecular function: RNA polymerase II cis-regulatory region sequence-specific DNA binding; DNA-binding transcription factor activity, RNA polymerase II-specific. NCBI's taxonomy places the organism in Eukaryota, Metazoa, Chordata, Actinopteri, Gadiformes, Gadidae. Gene Ontology annotation, biological process: animal organ development; regulation of transcription by RNA polymerase II. The transcript has 3 exons. The coding region runs from base 220 to 1149 and encodes 309 amino acids. The record is from RefSeq and is a predicted model, not a curated record.
CGCGUGCGAGGGCUAUCUCUCCCUCUUCCCAAACACACACACACACACACACACACACAUACACACACAUAUGCACCCACACUCAUCAUUAGAUAGGAACGGCGGAGGACCACGAGCCCGAGAAGACUCCAAAGCUCUGAGAGCGUAAGGAGCUGCGGCGGCACGGAGCGCACCUUCUGGGGUCCUCGCGCGGAGGCGGGGGCGCUCGAGCUGGAGGUCAUGGAGCACAUCAUCGGCGGGGCGCAUCUCCAGCACACGCACGCUGAGCCCAUCAGCUUCGGUAUCGACCAGAUCCUCAACAACGUGGAGCAGAGCUGCAUGCUGGGCGCGAGGAUGCACGAGCAGCCGGACUACGGUUACGGCGGCUGCGUGGUGAGCGCGGCCUACGGCGGCAUGAACGGCGGCUUCACGUGCAGCAACAAUGGAUACAACAACAUGAACCACAUGAACAACAACAACAACAACUCCUGCGGGAUGGGGUCCCUUGGCAGCACGUACAACAUGAACAUGGGGGUGAGCUUGAACGGAAGUAAUGUGAACGGCGCCGGAGUGAUCCGCGUGCCGGCGCACCGGCCGAUAGGCAGCGGGCACGCCUCCUUACAGAACGGUGGCAUGAUGUCCGGGGCCAUCAACAACCUGACAGGACUCACGUUCCCAUGGAUGGAGAGCAACAGACGGUAUACCAAAGAUCGCUUCACGGUGGCCCUCUCACCACUCACUGUAACACGCCGCGUAGGUCACCCGUACCAGAACCGCACGCCCCCCAAAAAGAAGAAGCCGCGGACGUCGUUCACGCGCCUGCAGAUCUGCGAGCUGGAGAAGCGCUUCCACCGGCAAAAGUACCUGGCGUCGGCGGAGCGCGCGGCCCUCGCCAAAGCCCUGAAGAUGACAGACGCGCAGGUCAAGACGUGGUUCCAGAACAGGAGGACCAAAUGGAGGCGGCAGACGGCGGAGGAACGAGAAGCUGAGCGGCAGCAGGCGAACCGCAUCCUCAUGCAGCUCCAGCAGGAGGCCUUCCAGAAGACCAUCAACCAGCCCGUGACCCCUGACCCGCUGUGCCUUCACAACAGCUCCCUGUACGCCCUCCAGAACCUGCAGCCAUGGACAGAGAACACGGGCAAAAUCAGCAGCGUGUCGGCAUGCGAAUAGGACCUCCAAAAACUGCCCUCAGUUUUUUUCUAUCAGCUUUUUUUAAAGAUUGUUCACUUGGAUGUUGGAUUAAAGAAGAAAAGACAGAGCGAGAGCGAGGGGGCUGGAAAUAAAUUGGCAUGCUGCAUUGCAGUCAAAAUACUCUGGUUUUGGAAACGCCAUUACAAGGCAUAAGAAGACAUCAAUGACUUCAAGGACCAGAGAUUUGGCAAUAUAGACCAUUUAAACCGGCUCGAUAACCGCUAAUGGCGAACCCGAAUUUUAUCAGAUUAGGCAUCCUGGGGGGACCCACCCUCCCCAGAGUCAUAUUUUCAUAUCUUAACUUCCAAUUCUCAUCUUUGCAAUCAAUGAUUUUUUUCAAUAUUCAAUAUUAUCGACAUUUUUAUUUGACUGAAAGAGCACCUUUAGCACAUUUUAAAAACUUUUUCUUGGCCUAUAUCCUCAAGCACUAUUUAACAGACAUUUCAAGAAGAUUUAAAACCACUUGUCUGUAUGAUGUAUUUAUUUCUCAUCACGUUUUCUGAUCUUUUAUACAUUAUAGCCUACGUUCAGUUGUCCAAGUAGGCCUAUAGCCUAGGUAUCAUGUUGUUUAUAUUUCAUCUAGCCUACAAUAUUUGUUCAUGGCUAAACGCAAUUAAGAAGACCCCAUGUGCUGGAUUGUAUUUGUGUUCAUGUCGGAUUGCCUACAUUUUGUUUAAAUUCCGCAAGAUAUAGGAUAUUUGACAAAAUACAAUUGAAUGUAAAUUAUUUUGAACAAGUUCCUUCUCAACAAUAUUAAACAAUAGCAACGGUUGCAACAUUAUUUGACUUAACAAUAGGCCUAAUACGUUUGGUUACAACAUGUUUCUUACUUCUGAUGUUGAUUUGAACAAUGAUGCUGCGUUAAGAAUCACCUGUUUCCAUCCCAUUUAAAAUGAAUUCAAGUUAUCUACAAUGAUCGGGUGUGUUGCAUUGUUUUAAAUGUAAAUCAUUAACUUGUUAUUAAUGAGAACUAAGCCUAUUGGUCCUCAAGCCUUUUGAAAAUGUCCUUCCAAAUAAUCAGCAAACUCUUAUUUUGUAAAGUAAGAGUAAAUUACAGAUGGAUAUCGGAAGACUUAUUAUUGACAAACCCCAUGUGUUCAAAACACGAGGCGAUUCCUCAAUGGCUGACAAUCGUAGCGCGUGAUGGAUGUGGGUGUCAGAGAUGACGAGCCAAACGGUUCAGCAUAAGGAUGUACGUAAUUCACAUCUUCAUCUUCUCUCUCUCCCACACUGUGUGUGUGUGUGUGUGUGUGUGUGUGUGUGUGUGUGUGUGUGUGUGUGUGUGUGUGUGUGUGUGUGUGUGUGUGUGUGUGUGUGUGUGUGUGUGUGUGUGUGUGUGUGUGUGUGUGUGUGUGUGUGUGUGUGGAGGUGUGCGUGUGUGCGUGUGAUGUGAGCCUCUCCAGAACUUUACCUCGUCCCCUUCGUCUGCACGGACUGCAUGCCGGGAAUUUAAUUUCCCACUUUAAGAGCAAAGAUAACUGAUCGGCUGUUUUCUGGCGGUUACCAUGGAAACCAUACUCACUCAAAAUCCAACUUGGCAUCAAUGCAAGACGGCACAGGUCCAUGCUAGGUCCAUGGGCACGAUUGACGAAUCACAUUUCCGUCUUCUGUAUUUCGUCAUGACGUCAGGCAAACGAAUAAAAUCCUUUAGACGUCAGACGAAUUUUAACUGUCUAGUCAUAGGUCCCCGUAUUUGAGGAAAAUAAUGAAUGCUUGCUAAAACGCUUACUUCUGUCUUGUCAGUGACAUGGAUCCAAUGAGAGAAUAAGCUAAAAUGAGGUUCCCAGUCUGCUUGAGGCCUCUGAAAAGGCAUCAGUUACAAAACAGAAAAAUCGAUCUCAACGACAAGAAUAUUUUGAAAUAAUAUUCUAUAGGCAUAGGCUACACCACGCCACAGCAUAUAUAGAUAUAUAGAUGGAAAAGCCUAUUAGCAGCCAGCCAGCC